AUGCCGUCUUUCCCUGCGGCAAACUCCCCGCCCCCCACGCUGCGGCCCCGCCCUCCCGGCCCCGCCCCACCCCACCCAGCAGGUCACCCAGAUGGCUCAGUGGGGGAAUGUCUGCGGGAUCGGGUGAAAGGCUGGGACGGUGUGGGCGUGGGGGGGUCGAUGUCCUUCGGUGUCCCUGGGUCACAGGCUGAUGGAGGAGGGAGCAAGGAGACUGCCGAGAAGAGGAAAAGGGUGGGUGAGCAGCCGGGUGUGCAGCUAAGCCUGCUGCUGCUGCUGCUGUUGCUGCCGCCGGGCCACCUGCCCACCCUUGUCCUUGAGGACCCCACCUUCCCCCACCUGGGGGAGAGCUCGCAGCCCCCACCCCGGGCCUGUCCCUGGCGCUGCUCCUGUCCCCAGGUGGACACCGUGGACUGCGCCAACCUGGACCUGCAGGUGUUCCCCAACAACAUCACCAAGGCUGCUCGGUACCUCAAACUGCAGAACAACCAGCUCCAGGAGUUACCCUACAAUGAGUUGUCCCGCCUCAGUGGCCUGCAGACCCUGGACCUGCACGGCAACCUCAUUUCCUCCGAGGGCCUGCCCGAUGAGGCCUUUGAGUCGCUUCCCCAGCUCCAGUACCUCUAUGUGGCCCACAACAAGCUCUCCAUGGCACCCCAAUUCCUGCCCCGCUCCCUGCGUGUUGCGGACCUGGCCGCCAACCACGUGAUGGAGAUUUUCCCGCUCACCUUUGGAGAGAAGCCAGCGCUCAGGUCUGUGUACCUCCACAACAACCAACUGAGCAACGCUGGCCUGCCACCUGAUGCCUUCCAGGGCUCCGAGGCUGUCACCACCCUCAGUCUCUCCAGCAACCGGCUCACCUACCUGCCACCCAGCCUGCCCGCCUCGCUCGAGCGGCUCCACCUGCAGAACAACCUCAUCUCCAAGGUGCCUCGGGGAGCCCUGAGCCGCCAGACCCACCUCCGUGAGCUCUACCUGCAGCACAACCUGUUGACCGACAGUGGCCUGGACGCCACCACAUUCAGCAAGCUGCGCAGCCUGGAGUACCUGGACCUGUCCUACAACCUGCUGACCACUGUGCCUGCCGGCCUGCCCCGGACUCUGGCCGUGCUGCACCUGGGCCGGAACCGCAUUCGGCAGGUGGAGAUGGAGCAGCUGCGGGGCGCGCGGGGCCUGCGCUACCUGUUGCUCCAACACAAUGAGCUGGGGACCUCGGGGCUGCCCGCCAGGGCACUGCGGCCACUGCGGGACCUGCACACGCUGCAUCUCUACAGCAACAGGCUGGACCGUGUGCCCCGGGGGCUGCCCCGCCGCCUGCAGGCCCUGGUAAUGCUGCACAAUCGUGUGGCCACGCUGGAUGCCCGGGACCUGGCCGCGACCCCCGACCUGGCCGAGCUCAACCUGGCCUACAACCGCCUGGUCAGCGCCCGUGUGCACCGCCGUGCCUUCUGCCGGCUGCGUGCCCUGCAGAGCCUCGACCUGACCGGCAACCAGCUGACGCGGCUGCCCACGGGCCUCCCCACCAGCCUCCGGGUCCUGAGGCUGCAACGCAACCAGCUGCGUGCCCUGGAGCCCGAGCCGCUGGCUGGCCUGGACCAGCUGCGGGAACUCGGCCUGGCACACAACCGGCUCCGUGUUGGCGACAUUGGGCCUGGCACCUGGCACCAGCUGCAGGAGCUGAAGGUGCUGGACCUGAGCCACAAUGAGCUGUCCUUUGUGCCUCCCGACCUGCCCGAGGCCCUGGAGGAGCUGCACCUGCAGGGCAACCGCAUCAGUCACGUGGGGCCUGAGGCCUUCCUCAGCACACCCCACCUGCGCGCCCUCUUCCUCAGGGCUAACAAGCUACAUAUGACAAGCAUCUCGGCCGAGGCCUUCCUGGGGCUCACACACCUGCGUGUGGUGGACACGGCCGAUAACCCAGAGCAGGUGCUGGUUACACUGCCACCCUCGGCGUCACAACAGCUGCGAGCAGGGGGCUCCUGA
Castor canadensis (American beaver) is the source of this 1980-nucleotide messenger RNA. Lineage: Eukaryota; Metazoa; Chordata; Mammalia; Rodentia; Castoridae. The record is from RefSeq and is a predicted model, not a curated record.